Diprion similis is the source of this 2595-nucleotide messenger RNA. Its product is annotated as carboxyl-terminal PDZ ligand of neuronal nitric oxide synthase protein-like. NCBI's taxonomy places the organism in Eukaryota, Metazoa, Arthropoda, Insecta, Hymenoptera, Diprionidae. The coding region runs from base 611 to 2569 and encodes 652 amino acids. Gene Ontology annotation, molecular function: nitric-oxide synthase binding. The transcript is spliced from 12 exons. The record is from RefSeq and is a predicted model, not a curated record.
ACCGUAAAGGACAGUAGAAAAAAAAAAAAAUAUAUCGAGUCAAGUGUACGAUCCUUGACAUUCCUUUCUAAACCUGUAUAACGUAUAAGGUAUAUGCCUAUAACAUAUUACUGGAAAUUACGUCGAGAACUGUAGCCGCACGUGUAUUAUACAAAAUGCCAAAUUGACGCACGUGUGGGGCCCCACACGAAGCGUGAUAAAAUCGCGUAAACUAGUAUCGUACAUUCAUUGACACACUCGGUUUCGGAUAUACGAUCAGUUCGGAGCGUGCGAGACGAGACGCGGCGAGAAAACCUGAUUUCGAAGCUGAGACUGCGGCGAGUUAAAAACGCCGCAGCAUCAUCAUCACCCUCGUCAUCGUCGUCCUCGUCGUCAUCUCUGGCGAGGUGAGGUGCAUUACACUCGGGGCCGUCUGUAUCGUGUUCCGUGUGGACGUUUCGGCCGACCUGCAGCACUGCAGCACUGUCAUCUGCUUUCCGAGAAGGGUGCGGAUACCGACCGCGACGUGUAAAAGUUGUGUGAUGGAAUCUUGGUGUGCGCUCAGCGCCAGGAUACGUGGAUGUGUGGCGGAGUUAAGCGUUGAAAAUCGGAUGCAUCAGCGGGGCCAAGGAUGCCCUCGAAGAAGCAGUACAACCUCGUGCACAAUGACGAUUACGACACGAGAAUCCCGCUUCACAGCGAAGAGGCUUUUCACCGCGGUAUCGUCUUUCACGCAAAGUUCAUCGGGUCCCUCGAAGUACCGAGGCCAACGAGCAGAGUGGAGAUCGUGGCGGCGAUGCGCAGGAUCCGGUACGAGUUCAAAGCUAAAGGAAUCAAGAAGAAAAAAGUGACGCUUGAGGUAUCCGUCGACGGUCUGAAGGUGACCCUCAGAAAGAAGAAGAAGAAGCAGCAAUGGAUGGACGAGAACAAAAUGUUCCUCAUGAAUCACCCGAUUUACAGGAUAUUUUACGUGUCUCACGAUAGUCACGAUUUGAAAAUAUUCAGCUACAUUGCCCGUGAUGGAAACAGCAACUCGUUCAAAUGCAACGUCUUCAAGUCGAGCAAAAAGAGCCAGGCGAUGAGGGUGGUGAGAACCGUCGGUCAGGCUUUCGAGGUUUGCCACAAACUCAGCCUGAACUCGGCCCCGGAGGAUCGUGACAGAGGAAGGGAUCCUCUUCACCAGGACGACGAUUACGAGGAUCAGGACGAAACAGCGAGCGAUCGACCGCCGCCGACUCCGCCGCCGGUUCACAAAGAAAUUUCGUUACUCGCUCCGCCGAUAGACGCCGAGGAUUCUGCCCCGGAUAUCACAACCUCUUGCCUAUCGAGAUCCCAGGAUGCACCCGUCGUCACAGCAUCAACGACGCCCAUCAGACAAUCGCCGUCGCAAGCGACGAUGGUGUCUGACUGCGGGUUGCUAGUUGGAGGAGAGUUGACUGCCUUGAAGCACGAAAUCCAGCUCCUUCGGGAGCGCCUGGAGCAGCAGAGCCAGCAAACACGAGCGGCGGUUUCCCACGCCCGACUCCUUCAGGACCAGUUAGCAGCAGAAACGGCAGCUCGAGUGGAAGCCCAGACACGGACGCACCAGCUCCUCGUCCAGAACAAGGAACUCCUGGAGCACAUCGGCGCCCUGGUGGGACACCUUCGGGAGCAGGAACGCGGUGGUGGCCACGUGACUACCGGGCCCCAAACGGCCCCGGGGGCCCCGAUGUCGGCGACAACGACCGUCCCUGACCUCUCGACCCUCGGCCAGUCUCAUCGAGCCGGGGCUCCAAGUUCACCCUGGGAGUUGGACCCACCUUCGUUCGCUUUCUACUCUUACCCAACGGAGUCGAUUUACUCACCAAACGCGACCGCCGUCCUCGGAAGCCAAGGGUUCAACUCCUCCAACGAGCAGCUCCACUUCCAAACUCAGCUCCUCGAACGCCUUCACAACAUUAGUCCCUAUCAACCUCAGCCACAACGAUCGCCCUACGCUACGCCUUCGCCUUACCCCAUGGGAACGGGUCUUCUUCUACCGCCAAACAACUCGAGACAAACGAAUUCAACGCAGGUAUCCCCAAACUCAACAUCUCUCAGGGUCUCUCAGGCGAACAGCUUCUCACCGUCUCCCGUGAUGCUGCACAGGGGUGAAAACUACGCUUCUUCAAGUUUAGAGAGUAACAUUGAAGACCAGCAGCAGCAGGCCGCGGCGUUCAUCAAGCCGCUUCCCCAGGGUUUGCAGUCGCAAUCUGAACUGCAGCUCGAUUCCCCGCGGCUAAGAAUACCUUCAACGGACUCGCAGGAGCCACCGCCAAUAAUCCUGGACCCUCCACCGCCGGGAAGACGUCCGAUAUCGAAGAACAACGGGCGUGGAAACGGUCUGGUGAGGAUCACCGAAGGUGUGAAAAGCGGGGCUGAGGUGCAGACGAAAAACGAACAGGUCGAAUCGGUCGCCGGAAAGUCUCAGGAGGGCCAAAAGCACUUGGUGCACUUUUUGCGGACACCCGGACCGCCGCCCUCCAGGACUACAAGUGCCAAGCUUCCGUCUCGAAGCGAGCCGAUGAGCCACGUGCAAAGGUCAGCCUGGGCUCGACACACGACUAAAUAACAAUAACAAGGAUUGAAUAGCAAAAA